AUGCCAAUCCAAUUGUCAGAUUUUCAAAAAAUCGGACUGGGCCUGUCCAUCUUUGGUGUGGGCUUCAUUUUCCUAGGAAUGAUCAUGCUCUUCGACAAAGGUCUACUUGCGGUCGGAAAUAUCUUAUUUCUGGCUGGUUUAAUUAAAGCAACUGCACUUUUCUUCGGCGGUAUCGCUAUUGUUCUACUCGGAUGGCCAUUAAUUGGAAUGAUCGUUGAAGUUUACGGGUUUUUUCUUCUCUUUGGUGGUUUCAUUCCUAUUGCUAUUAAUUUCCUUCGAAGGCUACCAAUUAUUGGUUCGCUUCUACUACUACCUGGCAUACGACAGGUUGUUGACCGACUGUGUGAGACUAGAUCAAUGGUAUAA
Adineta ricciae is the source of this 366-nucleotide messenger RNA. NCBI's taxonomy places the organism in Eukaryota, Metazoa, Rotifera, Eurotatoria, Adinetida, Adinetidae. The record is from the annotation of a GenBank genome assembly.